UUGUUAUUUCCACGAAACACAGGGUGUUCGCUGCAUGUUUGCCCUCCCCCUCUAAAACCCCAGCACCCAGAGCCGCCGGCGGCGGCGGCGACGGCGACUCGGAAAGGGGAUCUCCGGCGACGUCUCGCGGAUCUCCGGUUGCGCUUCUUGGCGACAUGGCGAAGGGAUCCAAGAAGAAGAAGGGAUCCAGUGCGACGAGGAAUCCGGCGGCCGAGCUCACCGACGACCUCAUCGUGGAGAUCCUCUCCCGCCUCCCCGCCAAGUCGGUCCGCCGAUGCAGGCGCGUAUGCAGGCGGUGGCGCCGCCUCAUCUCCGAUCCCCAUCACCGCAAGAAGCUCCCCCAAACCCUCGCCGGCUUCUUCCACCUCAGCGUGAACGAAUCACGCUUUCCCGUGGAAGCACGCCAUUUCGUCAAUGUCUCCGGGAUAGGGGGACGCCUGCCUCACGUCUGCCCAUCCUUCUCCUUCCUGCCUCGCUUUGAGCGCAUCAGUAUGGUGGACAGCUGCGGCGGCCUCCUCCUCUGCCAAUGCUUCGAGAGCUCAGAUGCAUUCCGCUACGUCGUGUUCAAUCCUUGUACUGAGGAAUGGAUCGUCUUGCCGGAGUCCGGCUUCCACCCCAAGGACCGGGGGUUCUGCGCCCGCUUGGGAUUUGACCCUGAUGUCUCCUCGCAAUUCCAUGUCUUUGAGUUUGUGCCAUGUGAUGAUGUGACUGGGGUGAAGAUCUACUCUUCUGAAACCAGAGAAUGGAAUUACAGGGAAAGUGAAUGGUGCACUGAUACCGGCAUAUCUGAUAUUUGUAGAAGUGCCUUUUGCAAUGGCAUGCUGCAUUUGGUUUCCUAUCAGCGUUCAAUAGUGUCGGUAGAUGUGGAAGGGAGGACAUGGCGUACAACGAAAGUGCCGAAAAUGGAAGGGGUGGAAGAAGUGCGUGAUUGGUUGCCAGGUUCCAUCUGUCAAUCCGAAGGGAAAUUGUACUACCUCAGUCAAUACAACACUGUCCCCAUAAGCCUGUCAAUAUGGCUUCUUGAGGACUACUCGAAGGAUGAGUGGACAUUGAAGCAUAGUGUGACUAACGAACUGCUGUAUGAGAAGAUAAACUCCAAGUACAAAUCUAGCGAGUUCUGCUAUGUGGUCAUAGUUCACCUGGAUUGCAAUUUGAUUUACUAUAUUACUAGAGACUACACGCUGAUGGCAUAUGACAUGGAUCAUAAGGAGUCACGUGUUAUUCAAGCUCUUGGGUCAGAUUGUAUACUGGAGUGUCUUCCCUAUGUUCCACUCUAUGCAGAAACACUGUCCAAUAGGAGCUAAGUCAGUUUCUUUGUAGUACACCAGUGUUGCUUGGCAUUUGUUCCCAUGAAAUGAUAUUUAGACCUUUUUCAAAAUCUAUGUAUUUGGGCCUUUUGUGAGGAUCAGCAUGAACACAUUUCCAAUUGUCAUUUGUGAAAUGUUGGUCUGCAACUUAUUGUAUCGUAUGAUUAAUGCUGAUGUUUGUUAGCUAUGAUGUUUGUUAGAAUGUAAAAAUUCAGUAUGUUAAAGCGGCGUUUCUCCUUGUUA
Oryza sativa Japonica Group (Japanese rice) is the source of this 1550-nucleotide messenger RNA. Its product is annotated as F-box protein At5g07610. The record is from RefSeq and is a predicted model, not a curated record. NCBI's taxonomy places the organism in Eukaryota, Viridiplantae, Streptophyta, Magnoliopsida, Poales, Poaceae. Gene Ontology annotation, molecular function: protein binding.